Molecule: messenger RNA, 3401 nt
Organism: Spinacia oleracea (spinach)
Lineage: Eukaryota; Viridiplantae; Streptophyta; Magnoliopsida; Caryophyllales; Amaranthaceae
Product: sister chromatid cohesion protein PDS5 homolog C
Exons: 14
Coding region: 410-3103 (897 amino acids)
Biological process (GO): mitotic sister chromatid cohesion; DNA repair
Cellular component (GO): chromatin; nucleus
Source: RefSeq, a predicted model, not a curated record
AAAAAAAGAGAAAGAAAAAAAAGGAGGCUCUCAUAAUUUUCUACCACUUCGCACAAAAGUAGGUUUCUUUCUCUCUCCUUCUCUAUCUAUCCCCAUUUCCCCCAAAAAUUAAAAUCGAUACAAAACCCUAGUUUUUCUCUCUCAUCCGAAAAAUUUCAUCUUCCUCCUCUUUUCUCUUCCAUAAAUCGUAAAAAAAAAAAAAAAAUUAAUCUCCACCCCUUUUCGCGCUCUUAACUUUCUCUCUCCAUCUCUAAAACCAAAUUUUUUGAUAUUUUUUUUAGUUUUGAGAUUCAGUUUUUUUAAUUCAUUUUUCGGUGUUUUUUAGUUGUUACGGUGGUGAUCCUGGGUUGCCAGGGUUUUGAUGCUGUUGAAGAAGUUGAGUAAUUGAGAGAUCUAGAGAAGUUUAACAAUGGCGUUGUCAGAUGAAGAGCUGCUUGAGAAGCAGCUCACCGAAGCUGGUAACCAGCUUCUCUCUCCUCCGUCUUCCGUCGCUGAAUUGCUUGCUUCGCUUGACCGUGUAGAAAACUUGCUCACCCAAGUGGAACAGUCACCAUCGGAGUCAAUGAAGAAAUCACUCUCUCCAUCAAUGAAAGCAUUGAUCUCCAAUGAACUGUUGAGACAUUCAGACAUUGAUGUCAAUGUUGCUGUUGCUUCAUGUAUCAGUGAGGUAACAAGGAUCACAGCUCCAGAUGCACCUUACGAGGAUGACCAAAUGAAGGAGGUGUUUCAAUUGAUUGUAUCAUCGUUUGAGAAGCUAGAUGACAAAUCUAGCCUGUCAUUUAACAAGAGGACCUGCAUCCUGGAAACAGUGGCAAAAGUCAGAUCAUGUGUGGUGAUGCUGGAUCUGGAAUGUGAUGCAUUAAUUGUGGAAAUGUUCCAUCACUUCUUUAGAACUAUCAGGGGUGAUCAUUCUGAAAAUGUGUUUUCUUCAAUGGAGACAAUCAUGACCCUUGUCUUGGAAGAAAGUGAAGAUAUAUCAACAGAUCUUUGUUCGUCUAUCCUAGACGUUCUGAAAACCGAGAAUAAGGAAGUUUUGCCUGUUGCUCGUCUGCUUGGGGAGAAAGUGGCUGAAAAGUGUGCUGUCAAGCUUAAACCUUAUCUGAUACCAGCUAUGAAGUCCCUUGGUACUACUGUAGAUGAUUAUAGUAAGGCUGUGGCAACUGUUUUACAAGCUAGAAGUGAAGCUGUUGAGCCUAGUGAGGCAGAUGCUGUGAACGAAAAUGUGGCUGCUGAGAAUGAUGUGACCAACCCACCUUCAGAAAAGGCAGUUGAAGUAGCUUUGGAAACUUUGGAUGAUGCGCCCCCUUCUGAAGAAGUUGGUCCUGCUACUGUUGGGUCUCCAAAGGCUGUGGUCAGCAAUGGUACAUUACAGAAUGAGGUUGAAGAUAUCUCUGCAGGCAACGAUGAUUCCAAGGAGGUAAAUCAUGAGGUUCAUGAUGAAGAGGCAGAACCAAGCAAGGCUAAGGUUGACAAUAUAGAUGCUGAAAAGCUCACAAAACCAAAAACUAAGCCAGUAAAAGUUAACAAGCGGAAAGGGAAGAAAACAAAUUCGUUGAAGAGCUCUUUAGAACUUCCAGAACCUGCUGUUAUGGAGGAAAAGGAGGAAACAGUGAUGCCUGAGCCUCAAGAAAAAGAUGGGAAGGAUGCUGACAAUGUACCAAGUGAGGCUCCGUUGGCUGAUUCUGCAGAGCCAGCAGAAAAUGAAAAAGAGCCUGAUGCCCCAGUACCCUCACCCAAAACAUCUGAAGAGCCUGUUGGUGUUCCAUCUCUCUCCCCAAGUGGAAGCCUUGCUGAUGAGGAUCCAAAAGAGGAUGAACCAGAAAAGAAGGAUGAAUUAGUGGAAAGUGAGCCAGCUGGUGAUGUUGAAAUGGAGGAGGAAUCUGAUCCCAAGAAGUCCCUUGAAGGAGUUAGUGCUUCAGAAUCCAAAUUGCAUAAGCAAAAAGGGAAAAAGGUAUCUUCUACCACCGACAAGGAGGACAGUGUACCGAGUUCUGAUGCAUCAAAGGAAGAUGAAAAAACCAGUGAUGUGGAUGCCAAAUCGGCGAAACAGACGGGCAAGAAGGCCGAAGUUGUUGUUAGCCAGCGUGAUAAUAAGAACAAACGAGCUCAGGGAAAAGCUACUCCUGCAAAAGAUCUUACAAAAACUCCGUCCAAGGAUGAGAGGAAGAAGUCUGUUGGUUCAGCAAAGUCCACUGCAAAGCCCGUUAAAGAUGAAAGUGAUGUGGAAAAAGCAUCCGAUUCAAAUUCCAAAAGGAAGCGUUCCAGUGAAAAGAAAGUAUCCAGCGAAAAGAAAGUACCCAGCGGAAAGAAGGCUUCCAAAUAUGGUAAGGAAUUGGUUGGUUCGACGAUCCACGUUUGGUGGCCAGAUGACAAAGAGUUUUAUAAAGGGGUUGUUGAGCACUUUGAUCCUGGUUCAGGAAAGCAUAAGGUAAUAUAUAGUGAUGGUGAUGUUGAGGUUUUGAAGCUUGAGAAGGAGAAGUGGAAAUUGAUGGAAGAUGAUCAGAGGGAUUCAAGCGACGGUGAAAGCCCUGAUGAAUCUGCUGAAAUGCCACAAGCUAAAAAGGCCAAGACAAGUCCUGUUCUAGGGGCUAAACGAGGAAAGACUGAGACUUCAGCUAAAAAGGCCGGAGGUUCAACCAGCAAAUCUAAAACUACAACCAAGCCUCGAACUAAGAAGAAGGAUGAUAAUAAUAAAGUGGAUGCCAAAACAAAGGACGAGCCUUUGAAGAGUAUUGGUAAAUCUGAGGACCCUAAAGGUGGAAAACCCAAAGAUUCAAAAUCUGGCAACAAGGACAAGACCCCUAAAUCAGUUGGAAAAUCCAAAGCUAAUGAUGUGGACACACCCAAAGGGAGUAGCAAGUCAAAGCAAGAAACACCUAUAGUUGCUACAAAGUCCAAGGGUAAAUCUCCAAAGAGUGGCGGCAAAUCCAAUACUACUAACGGGAGCAACAAAGUGAAAGCUGCUCCUGCAGCAGAGGAAGAGGAUACUGAAGAUAUGGAGUCAUCACCAGAACCAGCAAAAGCGCCUGAAAGUUCAAAGGGGAAGUCUCAGAGUGGAUCAAAAAAGAGUGCAAAGAAGAGAAAAAGAGGCACAAAAGGCUGAGGAAGUGGAGCGUAACUGUUAGAUUUAUUUAGUGCCCUGGCUGUUGAAAGUUAAGCCACACACAACAUUUGUGUUAGGAAAUUGGUGGCUUCUAUAAUGUGGUAUAACAGCAGCAGCUUUACAACAGUUGCCUUUUAGGAUGAGAGUUUUAUGUGUAGAAUUUGAUUUUGGUUGUUGAGGUCAGAGGCAGUAGACUUUUGGAAGAUUAGCUUGUCUAGAAAUUAAUUCCAUAGAUAGAUGUAGAUUGGUGCUCUCUGUUAAAUUGCAAUCUAUUUAUCCAACUUACAAAUUUGCAUGA